Messenger RNA from Dovyalis caffra, 1392 nucleotides. The record is from the annotation of a GenBank genome assembly. NCBI's taxonomy places the organism in Eukaryota, Viridiplantae, Streptophyta, Magnoliopsida, Malpighiales, Salicaceae.
AUGGGCACCAUCAGAACGGAACCAACCACCGCCCUUCACGUGGUGGCGAUGCCAUAUCCCGGCAGAGGCCACAUAAAUCCCAUGAUGAAUCUUUGCAAACUCAUGUCUUUCACAAAGCCAGACAGCCUCUUCACUUUUGUUGUAACAGAGGAAUGGCAUGGCUUCAUCGGCUCAGAAACUAAAAACCCAGCCAAUAUCCGCUUUGCCACGAUCCCCAAUUGCAUACCUUCCGAGCUAGGCCGUGCCAAGGACUUCCCAGGAUUCUUGAAAGCUGUCGCCACAAAAAUGGAGGCUCCUUUUGAGCAGCUCCUUAAUCGGCUUGAGCUGCCAGUGGAUGUUAUCAUAGCUGAUACUUACCUUGAUUGGGUGGUCCGUGUUGGGAAUCGGAAGAAUAUUCCUGUUGCUUCUUUUUGGCCCAUGUCAGCUACUGUUUUUUCCGUGUUCCAUCAUUUUGAGCUACUGGAGCAAAAUGGGCAUUUCCCGGUGGAGUUAUCAGAAAGAGGUGAAGAACGUGUGGACUACAUUCCUGGAAUUCCUCCAACACGUUUAGUAGAUUUUCCUACAGUUUUCCAGGGAUCUGGUCGAAAAACCUUGUCCCGAGCUUUAGAGGCUGUUUCACUGGUGUCCAAAGCUCAGUAUCUUCUUUUCACUUCCGUCUACGAUCUUGAAGCCCAAGUCAUUGAUGCUUUAAAACCGAAGUUUCCUUUCCCUGUUUACUCUGUUGGCCCUACCAUACCUUAUUUCGAACUCAAAGACCACUCUUCAGUUAUUAGUAGUAAUCACAAUGUCCCUGCCUACAUUGAAUGGCUGAAUUGCCAACCCAAAGGAUCUGUGCUAUAUGUUUCAAUGGGAAGUUUCCUUUCAGUUUCAAGCUCCCAAUUGGAUGAAAUUGCUGCUGGGAUUCAUAAUAGUGGUGUUCGGUUCUUGUGGGUAUCACGAGGGGAAACAACUCUUUUUGAAGAUGGCUGUGGUAAUAUGGGGCUAGUAGUGCCAUGGUGUGAUCAACUGAGGGUGUUGGGCCAUCCUGCUGUUGGUGGUUUUUGGACACAUUGCGGGUGGAAUUCCACUCUAGAAGCUGUUUUUGCUGGAGUUCCAAUGCUUACUUCUCCUAUAUUUUGGGAUCAAAUUCCGGACAGCAAAAUAAUUGUGGAUGACUGGAAGAUAGGGUGGAGAGUGAAGAGAGAGGUUGGAAGUGAAAAUUUGGUGACACGAGAAGAAAUUGCAAAGCUUGUGAAAAGUUUUAUGGAUGCAGAGAACAGUGAAGCGAAGGAAUUGAGGAAGAGAGCUAAAGAACUUCAAGAGACUUGUAGUGCAGCAAUUGCCAAGGGUGGAUCAUCUUACACUAACCUUGAUUCUUUCAUAAGGGAUAUUUCACAAGGCCAGGCCAAGUAA